Messenger RNA from Salvia splendens (bonfire salvia), 2327 nucleotides. Its product is annotated as O-fucosyltransferase 30. The transcript has 2 exons. The coding region runs from base 100 to 1575 and encodes 491 amino acids. The record is from RefSeq and is a predicted model, not a curated record. Lineage: Eukaryota; Viridiplantae; Streptophyta; Magnoliopsida; Lamiales; Lamiaceae.
UUUGUCCUCAUUUAAAUUUCAUCUUAUUUCACUAGUUAAAUUGAUUGGAUUUAACACUUCAUUCUCAUUUAAUACGUAAAAACAUUUAGACGGAAAAAGAUGGAUUCUGGACACCGUCACGGCGGCGGAGUUGCCGGAAAAUGGAAAAAGAGGCCCACAAUUUUCACCAAUUACAGAGCACCACUCCUCCUCUUCACCUUCACAGUAAUCGCUAUCUUCAUCUCCUCCAAAAUCUUCAUCUCUCCUUCUCUCCUUCCACUUUCCCCAGACUCACGCCCUCCCCAAUGCACCCACACUCCGGGAGAGAAGUACCUCUGGUAUGCGCCCCACAGCGGCUUCAGCAACCAGCUCUCCGAGUUCAGGAACGCUAUUUUGAUGGCCGCCAUUCUCAAUCGCACGCUGAUUGUGCCUCCUGUUCUCGAUCACCACGCCGUCGCCCUCGGGAGUUGCCCCAAAUUUAGGGUUUUGGAUCCGAAUGAAUUGAGAUUCAGAGUCUGGAAUCACAGUAUUCAGCUUAUCCGUGAUCGCAGGUAUGUAUCCAUGGCAGAUAUAGUUGAUCUUUCAUCUCUAGUGGCCUCUUCAGCUGUCAGAUUUAUGGAUUUCAGGGUUUUUGUGUCAAAGUGGUGUGACGUGAAUCUCAGUUUGGCUUGCACUGCAGACUCAAGUAUGCAUUCAUCAUUGCUUGAGAAACUAAGACAAUGUGGAUCUUUACUGUCUGGAUAUGAUGGUAAUGUGGAUGCAUGUUUAUUUGCUUCCCAAGAAGAUUGCAGAACAACGGUAUGGACAUACCAAACUGAUGAUGGGGUUUUAGAUUCAUUUCAAGCUGACGAAGAACUCAAGAAGAAAAGGAAAUUUUCAUUUUCGAGGACAAGGAAGGAUGUUUCUAGGGCCCUUGGUCCUGGAUCUACUGCUGGAUCAGCCACUGUCCUGGCCUUUGGGAGCCUAUUUACCGGACCAUAUAAGGGAUCUGAAUCGCAUAUUGACAUCCAUGAAGCUCCAAACGAUCAAAGGGUACAGUUAGUAAUUCAGAAGAUUGAAUUUCUACAAUUUGUGCCUGAAAUCUUGAAUGCUGGGAAGAGUUUUGCACACGAGAUGAUUAGUGCUCCAUUUAUUUGUGCACAGCUUAGGUUAUUGGAUGGUCAGUUUAAGAACCACUGGGACGGUACUUUCCAAGUAUUGAAGCAGACCCUAGACUCGUUGAAACAGAAGGGCUCUCUCCCAAUUCAUGUAUUCAUAAUGACAGAUCUUCCCCGGCUUAAUUGGACUGGAAGUUAUUUGGGGGAUCUCGAAAAAGAUUCUGAUUCUUUUAAGCUGUUUGUUCUGAGAGAAGAAGACGAAUUAGUAACUGAAACUGCUAAGAAACUUGUAAAUGCAGCAUAUGGAUUGAAGCUGCAAUCCGUUUCUAGUAGUUUUGAUGGAAGAGAGCAACACUGCAGUCCUCUAUCAUUACCUGAUAUACUACUAUAUGUCGAAGAAACUAUCUGCGGUUGUGCUUCUCUAGGUUUCGUUGGGACUGCUGGUUCAACCAUUGCCAAUAGCAUAGAAUUGAUGAGAAAAAAUCAUGCAUGUUCAUAAUGAAGAUAGAAGAAUGUGAGACAGUAUUAACUGUUGAUUAAACCUCAUUGAUGGAAUCAGAGAUAGAAGCAAGACUACACAAAGUAUAAUGGAUCCUAUAAGGUCUCCAUUUGAGACGCUAGAAAUAUGAGAUCACCCCAUCAUCUGAAGGCAUGAUGCAGUUAUUUACUUCACAAUUCUUUGCUCAAGUUGGUCAUUAUUCUUUUCCGAUCCAACUCAGACUGUGUGAGCAGGCAGUAAAUCAGUCGCGGAAUUGAAGAAGAACCAUAGAGAUACCACAUGAAUUUCCAGUUUCAACAAAAUGGCCUGCAUCUCCCUUUUGUAGUCACUCAAAUACUCUCUCGUGACCUCCACAAAACUUAGAUGAUGGAAGUGGAAGCUCCUCACUGAGGUUCAUCCUUACUAUCUCAAGAGAUUUCCAAUAGUUUGGAGUCAAAUGAGAAGGUAAUACAUCUUUGUGUGCUUAUAAAGUUAUAAUUCUCCUGUUAACAUGCAUGAUACAUAGGUCUCAACAAGUUGAAAAACAUUCAUAAUUGUAUCCAUGUGUUUCUUCCUUCAAAUUUUAUGAAAAAUGAUUCAUUCUUAAGUCAUAUGUCUCUCGUAGUGGUAUGUGAUAUUCAGUUGGUAAAAAGGUAGAGCUCAUGUCUCAUUGAUCCUUUAUUUUCCUUUUGAGCGACGUGUAUGCAUAAAUAAUGUUUCAUCUCAUACUUUAUUGAUGUGCAAGGCACACUAAACUGCUAGUACUUUUUUAA